AUGAGUUUCCAACGUGGUGGUCGAGACAACGCUUCGAGCUCUUUUAGCAAAAACUUGCCCUUUGGUUUGAGCUAUAGCGAUGUUGGUGUUAAUGAAACGACGGAGCUGCCGUCAGUGGCUUUACCUGUAAACGGGCCGGUAACCGGGAAGGAAAGAACGGUGUCUAUUACGAGUAUAAACUUUAUGAAAGCGGUGCGAGAUGGGCCCUUUUAUACGGGCUCGAUUGCGUUGGCUGUGAACGGAUCUGGUAAGCAGAAAGCGUAUUUCGAUGAGGAAGGCACCAAUGAUGGGAUAGAACGGUACUCGGACCGGUAUUUAAAGAAAAGAAAAAUUGGUGUGUCAAUAGACGAGCAUCCCUUUCAUUUGGAGCUUUUCCCACAGGAACUUUAUCAAGGAAUGGGAAUCAACAAGAAAAAACUGCUAGCGCUCUCGAGUUUAAAGAAAAGCGACGACGUUUUCACGGGCUCGAAGGACGGCGAGGCCGAAGGCUUAUCUAUGCUGGAAAAAUUGAAGGAACUAGCUGAAGAAGAUGAAGAAGAAGGUGUUGGUGCCGCUAGAGAACACGAAAACGAGGGCGAAGAACAGGAUGACGAAUUCGAUGACGAUGACGAUGACGACGAUUACAACGCAGAAAAGUACUUUGAUGACGGUGAUGAUGACUUCGGAGCUGAAGAAGAAUAUGGCGAUGAGCCUGCGUUUUAA
This is a messenger RNA of Lachancea mirantina, 702 nucleotides long. NCBI's taxonomy places the organism in Eukaryota, Fungi, Ascomycota, Saccharomycetes, Saccharomycetales, Saccharomycetaceae. The record is from the annotation of a GenBank genome assembly.